AUGGCUUCUCACCACUCUUCUACCCUCUUUCUUGUUAAUCUCAUCUUCCUCUUAAGCUUGAUUAUGGUCACAACUCUUGUGUCUCGUGGUGAUGCUCGCAAACUUGGAAAGCCAACGCCCAGAGAAGAAAAUCGAGAGAUGAAACUGGGAAAUGAAACUGGAAGGAAGAUGGUGAAUUACUUCAGUACCACUAACAAGGCCACAGUGAAAAAUUUGGGUGAUAUGAAGAAUCUGCCGCCUUUUCCACUAAUCCCAUUUCCACCAUUUCCUGAAAUUCCAUUUCCACCUCCGCUGGUUUUUCCUGGUAUUCCUCCACUUCCUCCAUUUCCCAUGUUCCCACCCUUACCUCCUUUCCACAUUCCCACCAUUCCCUUCCUUACACCCCCUCCACCCUAA
Messenger RNA from Vitis vinifera (wine grape), 396 nucleotides. RefSeq lists its product as uncharacterized. The coding region runs from base 1 to 396 and encodes 131 amino acids. The record is from RefSeq and is a predicted model, not a curated record. NCBI's taxonomy places the organism in Eukaryota, Viridiplantae, Streptophyta, Magnoliopsida, Vitales, Vitaceae. The transcript has a single exon.